Belonocnema kinseyi is the source of this 1797-nucleotide messenger RNA. RefSeq names its product glycine-rich cell wall structural protein-like. The transcript is spliced from 6 exons. The record is from RefSeq and is a predicted model, not a curated record. Lineage: Eukaryota; Metazoa; Arthropoda; Insecta; Hymenoptera; Cynipidae. Bases 1 to 1797 code for a protein of 598 amino acids.
AUGUGGCGGCUUCAUUCCAUGACUGAUCCAUUUCCAAAAUCCGCGGGGCCGGCGUCGACCACCGGGGCUUACACCGGAAUUGACGACCUUGGCGGCGCUCAAGAAAACGGAGGGGGUGGAGGAGGAUCAGGUGGAGGAGGAUCAGGUGCAGGAGGAUCAGGUGGAGGAGGAUCAGGUGGAGGAGGCUCAGGUGGAGGAGGAUCAAAUGGUGGAGGAUCAGGUGGAGGAGGAUCAAAUGGAGGAGGAUCAGGUGGAGGAGGAUCAGGUAGUGGUGGGUCAGGUGGCGGAGAUUCAGGUGGAGGAGGAGGAGGUCGUGACGAAGGUGGUGGAGGAGGUGGUAGAGGAGGUUCUGGCGACGGUGGUGAAGGAAGUUCAGGUGGAGGGGAUGGAGGGGGUGGAGGAGGAUCAUCUGAAGGAGGUUCUAAUGGACAAGCAUCGGAAGGCAGCGGCAAUAACGCAUUAGUAGCAGGAGCGGUUGGAGCAUUAGGAGGAGCAGCAAUAGCAGGAGGAAUAGGCUAUAAGAAAAAUAAAAAUCUAAAACAACAAUUAAAUGGUCGGGAUGGAUAUGAUGGUGAUAGAUAUGAUGAUAGAUACGGACAUGGUGGAUCUGGUGGUCAUAGUCGAUAUGAUGAUUAUCAACAUGGUGGAGUCAAUUCUGACGACAGACACGAUGUCGGUGAACUUGGAAGUGCUCAAAACAGCGGAGGCGGUGGAGGAACUAAUGCAGUUGCAGGUGGAGGAGGAGCAGGCGGAGUAGCAACAGGUGGGGGAGGUACAGGUGCAGUAGCAACAAGUGGAGGAGGCACUGCUGAAGUAGCAACAGGAGGUGGUGGAGGAGGUGGCGGAGUAAGUAAUGACGGAGGUGGCGGAGGAAGUGGUGGAGGUGGAUCAUCUGCAGGAGGUUCUGAAGGACAAGCAUCGAAUAGUAAUGGUUUUAGCCCAUUAACAGCCGGAAUAUUCGGAGCACUAGGAGGAGCAGUAGCAGCAGGAGGAAUAGGAUAUAGAAAAAAUCGAAAACUAAAAAAACAAUUAAAUGGUCGUGAUGGCUAUAGUCAGGGUGGAUAUGGUCAUGGUGGAUAUGGUCAUGGUGGAUAUGGUAAUGGUGGCAAUAGUCAUGGUGGAAAUGGUGGAAAUGGUGGAAAUGGUAGUAAUAGAUAUGAUCGUGAUAGAUAUGGUAAUGACAGAUAUCAUGAUGAUGAUGAUGAUGAUAAUGAUUAUGAUAGACAUAGACCUGGUCGACAUGUUGAUCAUGAUCGAAAUGAUAAUUAUCGUGGAGAAAAUAGCGGUGGUCAUGGUGGACAAGGUGAUAAUCGUGCAGAAAAUAGUGGUGGUCGUGGUCGACAAGAGGAUCAUCAUGGUGAUAAUGGUGGUGGCCAUAGUCAACAAGAUAAUAAUCGUGGAGAAAAUGGUAGUGGUCAUGGUCGACAAGAUAAUAAUCGUGGAGAAAAUAAUAGUGGUAAUGGUCGACAAGAUGAUCAUCGUGGAGAAAAUGGUGGUGGUCGAGGUGAAGCUGAUCCUGACCACAAACGCGAUGUCCGUGGCAAGGAAGACAAUAAUCCUGUUACUAAUACAAUUGUGCACCAUCAUGUGACUUAUACUUAUGCGGUUACGCAACCAGUAUCGUGCAAUGCCACACACAAUAGGCCUCUCUCGGCUGGAGACAAUGGUUCAGUUGGGAUUGGAAAUAGGACUGAACCGAGGCGGACAAGAUUUGUCAUAACAUCUGACAGAAGACAAGUGACUACCAGCUACGAAACAUAUAAGAAGGGUUCUUCCAAGGAGAUUCUUCAGGUCUGA